Capsicum annuum is the source of this 1796-nucleotide messenger RNA. RefSeq lists its product as uncharacterized. The record is from RefSeq and is a predicted model, not a curated record. Lineage: Eukaryota; Viridiplantae; Streptophyta; Magnoliopsida; Solanales; Solanaceae.
UGCGUAGCUCAUUCUUCCCAUUUCCAAAAUUGGGGUUUGGAAAUUCUCGAAAUGUCGGAGAACAUCAGCAUCGGAAGCAAUCGGAGUGCCGGGCCGGACUUUAACCUUUCCGAUGAAAUACUUUCAGUUAUUCCGACCGACCCAUACGAACAAUUAGACCUUGCCCGAAAAAUCACCUCCAUGGCAAUCGCUUCUCGCGUUACAAACCUUGAGUGUGAAAUUAGCAGGCUCCGACACAAUCUCAAUGGAAAGGAUCGGGUCAUAGUAAACCUCGAAGAUAAGGUCUCUCAGCUGGAACAAGCGUGUCGCGAAGCCGAAUUGCGAUUGAACGUCACUCUCCAAGAUAAUAUGAAGAUGUCCAAGGAGAGAGAUGAUUUGUUUUUUACUGCAAAGAAGCUUGCUCGCGACUUAACAAAGCUGGAGACCUUUAAAAGACAGUUGAUGCAGUCUUUGAGUGAUGAUGACUCAUCUCAGGCCGAAACUGUUGACAUUGGCACUUAUGAUCAAUCUGUUCACAAGUCAUAUCCUUUGAAAGAGGAGGUGAAUGGCUACACAGCGCAUCAUUCUUUCGGUGGUUCUGUGGACGGCAGAGGAAGUAGUGGUGCUGCCUCAAAGCAAGCUUUGCAAAGAUUUUCCAGCCCCUACCUAUCACCGCUGCUUACUCCAAGUGACGCGCCAAAAAUAACUUCCGCUAGUGUAUCCCCGAGAGGAUAUUCUGCUGCAGUAUCUCCUCAGAGGACAUCUGGCAGCACCUCUCCAACAAUCCCUCAAUUUCAACGCCGAGUUUCAGUGUCAUCAUUCUAUCCUUCGAGUCAACAGUCCUCAGCAGCUAACUCUCCUCCAAGGGCACGGCCAAAACCAGCUCAAACUCCUCGAGUUGAUGGGAAGGAAUUCUUUCGUCAAGCCAGGAUUCGUCUAUCUUAUGAGCAGUUCAGUGCGUUUCUAGCAAACAUAAAGGAAUUAAAUGCUCAAAAGCAAUCUCGUGAGGAAACUCUGAAAAAAGCAGAAGAAAUUUUUGGAAUGGAUAACAAAGAUCUCUAUCUAUCAUUCCAAGGGAUGCUUAACCGCGGUGUUCGUUGAAAGUACAGAAAAUCUUGGUUGUGUAUUUCCCAAUCUUAUGGUAGCUUAAACAUUUAACAAGAGUCUUGCUUAGUGGCUGUUGUUUUGCAUGUGUCUAAAGUUGAGCAACGGACAUGUGAAACUCUUGAGGUUCAGGAUCAUCACUAAACAUCAGCUGAGUAAACUUUUGAGCUGCAACGUUCUAGAAAUUCAAAAAAAUUUAAACAAUUGAGAUUGGUGAAAAUUAUGCUAGCUGGCGAGUCAGUGAUCUCAAGUUAAAUUUUUCUGUAAAUUAUUCCUUUCUUUUUCUCUCAUUUCAUUUUCUCACUUACGAUUUUCACCAUAAAGUGUGGCAUAUCUGAGAGGAGCGAGUGGUGCCACAGCAGACGACAGUUGAAUCAACUAGUGAGUUGGAUUUCCAUCGAUCUGUUGCUGAGAUGCUGCUCGCUCUCUUUCAUUUGCAACGGCGCAUGGGUAUGUAUUUGUUCUACUAAAUUGUUAGCAGCUUGCAACUCUCUUCUGUUGAGAAAUGAGUAUCUGCAGUAUUGGCACUACUGAUAUCAUGCAGACAUCAUCAGUAUGUAAAUUGACGUGUAUACUGUUGAUACGUAGCAUCCAGAACUAUGAUGUUGUAGUUCCAUCUACUGUAAGAAUUUAAGUUGAUACACUGUCGGUGUCAAAAUAGGUAACUGAAUUUGCAGUUUUAUCACAGGUUGGUACUUGUCAAAUUUGUUUUC